GUCCAUUUCAUGAGAGACCGACCUAUGAGCUAAUGUAUUUUUGUGUUUAUCAAGCAGGCCAUGCGUGCCGUCCACCCCCAGUCUGUGGACCAAUAUGUGACACAUAUCAUACUAAAAUUGUCGACACUCGCCUCUAUGAUUCAGAUAUCGACAUCGAUAGCUAGGCCGAACAUCCAUCCAAUGGCAUGCACUUAUCCAUCCACAAAUCUCCUUCCCCCGAGAUACCUAUACACUAUUCUCGUCAUGCUCUUGUCGCACCCGCGCACGAACAGGCUGGUGUCCUUUUAGUUGAUCGAUCACUGCAUGGGCAGGUGGAUGAGGAACAGCUGCCCGGCCACAAAGAUGCCCAACAGCAGGAAGGCCGUGAUGAAAUAAGACAGCACACCUGUCAGUGGAAUCCCCCACACCUACAUGCGCAUACAGACAGAGGAGACGCAUGUGGCUGACUCAAGACAGACAGGCAGUCAGAUUGUUCCUGUUCCGUACGGAGACGAGUGGGUCUUCAGGUUUGAUGGAGAGGUAUAUUCUCUCUGAUGUCUUCCGCCUGUCGCUGUCGACGGGCAUGUCCUUGAUGGCAUUCGACAGCUGACUCCAAUGCUGAGACGCCAGCUGAACACAUGGAUGAAACAAGGACACAACACGGAAGCUCGUGUCUCAACCUCGCGUGUGGUUGUCCGUGUCUCGGUGUGCGGGCUUACGUCGUUUGCCCAUCCACCCCACAGUAUGACCGUGAUGCACAGCAGCGUACCGCUCACGGCCAUCAUGUACCAGUAGAAGUCUAUCUCCAGUGAAAGCGCUAUCUUGUCACCCCGAUGCACCUUGGUCGCCUCCUUGCCCUCAAAGGUCGUCCAAGUCGCGAAGAGCACGCCGAUUUUCGCCAGAGAUUUGCACACCAUUAUCCCCAGCGCGGCUGUGCAAAAACACAUACACAAACGCACGUACAUUUGGCAGAGAGCAAGGACGUUCGUUCAGCAUGUCUCUGUUUCUGACCAAGCACAAAGGCCGAGAGCAUCUGGAAGGGCGGGUUCAGUCCACUGGCGCGAGACUUCAUUCGAUCCAGUACCUCCUGCCUGCGUCGUACAAUAGGGAGAGACAUGCAAAUGCGGGCUGGCUGGGGGUGUUUCCUUCUCGCAUCUAGACUUACCUGGCCUGUAGCCAGUCUUGUACUUCGGCAUCGAAGUUGUAGUCGUCGGAGAGCUGUUCGUGGUUGUACUUUACAAGGAAGUGUCUCAUGAGCCUGAAGUGACUCAUGCCGCUCAGCACCGUCAGGAUCAGCGGCUUCAUCAGGUCGAAGGCCAGCAGCCACACCGACAUCACGAUGCACACCUCCAUGCAUAUCGCCAGAGGGCUGGAAAGAAAGCAGAGGAAUGCCAAAUGAAUGUGGUGCCGUUCCCACGUGUUGCUCAGCUCACAGGUAGUCUCGUGUUGAGGUGUACGAGUAUCUGUGCCGAUAGAAUUCGGCGUAGUCAAGGAAGACCAGUCUGAGGAUGCAGGCUGCCAUCGCCUGCAGGAAGGCGCACGUGCCGCCGACCAAUACGGUAAAGGUGUACUGCCCCAGCGACACUCUCUGCGCCUUCGUCAACCCUUGGUAGUACUCCUGACGCACAACCAUCCAUCGCACAUGAUGUGGCGUGUCGUGUUCUGAUGCACGCUGUCGUCUUCACCUGUGUUCCCUCGGGCUUGUUCUCGUAUUGGGGAUCAUACUCGAUCUUCUCAAGGUCUUGAGGCCAGAAUUCCUCCGGAUCAGUGCCUUCGCGGAUCAAGUCCAUACCUGAACACGGCACAGCGGGAAUGGAUGGGCCAGGCAGGCGAGUGAACAAGAGCCGGAGGGCUGAUCGCACCGCAUGUUCUUGCAGCGUUGCGCGUCAUACAAAAGCUCUGGAUGGCCCGAAAGAUACCGCCUCCGAGAAGGAUGAAAAUCGGCAUGAAGGCGUGAAUGUACCGCUCCACGUAGAACAGGAAGAGGACAGACAGGGCGAGGAAGACGAAGCGAGUGGAGACAUACGACCAGUGGAUGAUGCGGUCGAUUAGGGUCAGAUCCCAGUUGAAUAUGGUGCCCUGGUGGCCGAUCAUCGCUGCAGCGCCCACCUUCAGAGCUGAAGACCAAUGACAGGCGGAGACACUCUUGUCCAGUGUUGUGCUGUCUUUUCUCCAUUUCCCGCCCACCAUGCACGAAUUGGUGAUCUGACGAGAAGGGGACGAGGUUACACAAGUCAAUGUGAGGCCAUGACGAGAGGCGAGGAAGCAGAAAGACGCCUACCACCCACAGGACAUAAACGCCGAGACAGCACAAGGUCACAACAAGAUUGAAGGUCUUAAAGAAAGGCUCCACAGACACUAACGGCGACCUGAACACACAAGACAGACCAAUGACGGCUCGCAGCCUGUGUUCAACUCUUAAGUACUCAAAUAUCUGUUGCAGGAUGGCCAUUCGGUUCUUGUACUCCAUGCUCUCCUUCUGUUGCCGCAUUUCGUCCAGAAAGGGCACCAUCUGCAUCAGCCUCCUCGUCAAACCACGGCCACUCGAUGACUUCCUUUCCACAAACGACACCCCACCACCACCAGCAGCAGGAGCCGGCUUCUCCUCAUCAUGGUCAGCAGUAACGUUGUUGGCCAUCGCCGCUGUUGUCGACCUCUCCCCCGGCAGCACCAGAGUGACUCUCCGCCUCCUCAGCUCUUCGCUCAACACGCCCGUUUGGUCGUAAAACUCCUCGUUGACGUAGUAGGGCAGCUUGCGCAGGACCACCUCGCGCAGCACUGCCUCGAGGUGCUCUGGGGGUGUGAGGUGGCGGUGCUUCGGCGACAGGAGGGCUUCCAUCACGUCCUCUCUCAGCGCAAGGGCCGCCACCAGCAGCGGCUUGGCUGUCUGCCAUGGCGGAUGUUCCUUCGGUAGGCCGUCGAUCACAGUGAGCGCCACACUGCUGUGGAGAGGCAGCCUGACAGAAGCCAUGGUGACGUGAGCACGCCGAGUACCAUCAGAGAAGCUGGCUUUAGCCUACUUGUAUGGCAGGUCGCCGAGCAGCUUUUCGGCGGCGGGCGGAUAGGUCGUCAGAAUCUCCUCCAUCUCGGGCACGUAGUUCUGAGCUGAACCGUCGCAGAGACACGUACAGCUGCUCCAUGUCUCUGUUUUGAUGGAUUAUGUCACCCCUGUCUUACCAGCUGCGUAGUAGAGGGCCUUGACGACCUCUCCGUCUAAUCCGCCCUUUGUGCAGGCCCCCAAAAGGAAUGAGAAUGAGUGUGCGUCCCUCAGCCGCAAUGCCAUCGGCAGUGGUGUGGACCCAAGGUAGUUCUCGUGGCUCAGCCGCACGUGUUUCAGCUUGUCUCUCGGUGACAGUGCCACAAACUCCUCGUAAGUGCCCUCAUAGGCAGCCUGAAUGAGGGGGAAAUUGGCAAGGGCUGCUUGCUUUUUGUGGAUGUUUUGUAAGUGUUCUCUUACACUUCGCCUGUAGAAGAGCUCUGCGAUGAUUCUGAACGUGUUGUCGAAACGGAAGGCGCUCAGCAGGGGACCGUCCCUGCACAUGCAUUAUGGACGCAGAUGCUGAUGGAGUGAGUGUGUCACUGUACGUACCCCAUGUUGGGAUCGUCUGCCAAGUAGAGCUCCCGGAUCACUUUGCGGCUCUUCUUGGUGAACAAAGCGGCUCGCAAGGGGGUCACUCCUGAGACACAGCACACGGCAAUGGCACACUGUUUCGGCCGUCGAACCGCCUCGCACCGAAGAGGUCGGGCUGGUGUGGGUUGCACUGCUCGCUGCCCGGCACCCGAUGCUUGACCAGACGGAUGUAGCCAUUCAGCAGAAACUUGACCAGGCUCUCCUGCCCAUGGUACGCCGCCCACCACAGCACAUCGCGGCCGUUCUCGUCGAGCAUGGAGCAGAUGGCAGCAUGGGACUUGCCGGUCACGGCCUCCUCGAUGGAUGCAGAAAUGGAUGCCUCGGCGUCUUUGAGCAGCAGACCCUCGUCAAAGUUGUGCCUGACGGCCAUGACGAGGGGCGAUGUGCUGCCUGCCGCCUUUUCAAGCGAAGGGCCCGCCACCGGUGCUUCGUGGCCGACAAGCGCUGCGGUGUAGCGCUGGUCCUGCAGGAAGAAGACAAAGUGGAUCAUGCACAAACAGACCGGUGUGUGCUGCUCGCUCUCACAAAGUAGGUGAGACUCAGCCCGAGCGGCGUGACACCGUCCUGUGACAGCAAACAAACAAGAGACACGAAAGAAAGGAGGAAAGCGGCUGCGGAUCAAAGCGGAUCGACCACCCUGUUUGGCCGGUUGAUGUUUGGUUUGAUGUUUCGUCUCUUGAGUUCUUCAAGAAAGUCGACGAGCAUCUGCAGCCGCUUCUUCUCCACGAGUCGGAAGAGUGGCGUCUUAUCGUACUACAAUCGACAGACGAAAUGAAGCGCACCUGUCCCUUCUUCGUAGGUUUUACCCAGUCAGCCAGGUUUGGAUCUGCGCCGCGGGCGAGCAGCAGUCUGAUCAUCUCCAUGUCGUCGACCUCGAUGGCCCAGCGGAGAGGCGUGAAAUGAUACUGCAUGAUGGGAAAGGAAUGGCAGACAGGCACCAUGUGAGGCAAGACAGUCAAAGAUCUAUCGCCGACCUUGUCGAUAUGGUUGAUGUUAGCACCGUCGUUGAGCAGUUUCUCAGCUACAGUCGGGUUGUGACCGAGCACCGCGCGAAUCAGCGGACUUUGGCCGUCCUGCACCGACAAGCAUAUCCCUCUGGUGGAGCGAGACACAUGCAUUACAUCCGCUGGCCAGUGCUGACCCCUCUGGCUUUGUUGACGUCUGCCUUGUGGUCGACAAGGUACUUGGCGAACUUGAGAGCGUGGUGACGCAGCUUGGCCGCCACUGUCAGCGCAGUAUCCUUGCCAGACUGACAGAGAUCAGACAAAGCAGGCUUGUCUCAUUCGGUCAGACAUGUGUUGUCUCACGAUGCUGGGAUGGUUGAUUCGCUCUGGGUCGCCCUGCAGAGAAGCAGGCAUACAAGUAGUCGGUACAGGGCCAAAACAGGCAGCCUUUGCGUGCGAUGGGCCACACUGCCUCACCUUGAAGCUCUCCACUAUCUUCUGCACCUGAGCGAAAUGCUCGUUUCGGACUUGACGAACCAAGUGAACUCCCAACACGCACAAAUCAUCACUGAAUGUGUUCCCUUUUUGGUCUCAUUUCCUCACGUGUUCGGCCGUGAGGUCCUCCGGCAGUGGACGCGGCUCCUUGCCCGCAUCUGGCGAUUUGGGGGGCGUGACCUGUAUACCUAUCGAGGCCGUCUUUGGCAGCUUCAGGUCCUCCUCCUUGACAAACAUGGGAGACAGUGAGCCCAAAUUGGAGCCCUGCACAGACAUCGAGCAGCAACCAUCGUGCACAUGCCAUCUGCACUGCAUCUCGUGGACCUUCAU
Molecule: messenger RNA, 5379 nt
Organism: Vitrella brassicaformis
Lineage: Eukaryota; Vitrellaceae
Source: the annotation of a GenBank genome assembly